Messenger RNA from Cheilinus undulatus (humphead wrasse), 1504 nucleotides. RefSeq names its product NUS1 dehydrodolichyl diphosphate synthase subunit (gene nus1). The transcript is spliced from 5 exons. The record is from RefSeq and is a predicted model, not a curated record. NCBI's taxonomy places the organism in Eukaryota, Metazoa, Chordata, Actinopteri, Labriformes, Labridae. Gene Ontology annotation, cellular component: endoplasmic reticulum membrane; dehydrodolichyl diphosphate synthase complex. Gene Ontology annotation, molecular function: ditrans,polycis-polyprenyl diphosphate synthase [(2E,6E)-farnesyl diphosphate specific] activity. Bases 142 to 1020 code for a protein of 292 amino acids.
GAUGGAGCUGAAAAUGGCGGCGGACGGACUACGUUGUGAGAUCCGCGUAAACUGAUUGAUCAGGGGGCUUUUACCGAGGAUUUCCCCGGGCCGUUCAGCAUACUCUAACGGUCAUCUUAGAGACUGGGAACACGGUCUGUCAUGGCGCUGCUCUACGGGCUCUUAUGGCGCCUUCUGCUCUUCCUGCUCCACGUCAACAGAGCGCUGCUCUCCUGGCUCCGUGUCCGUCUCAGGAGCGUCCAGGGCCGGCUUUGGGAGCGAGCGAUAGCCGCUCUCCUGCUGCCGCUGGCCUUAGCCGGGUUCCAGGACCCGCAGAAAAAGUUAACCCAGGCUAACCCCGAUGCUAACGGUAACCCUGUGACCGGGAGCAGGACCGCGGGUCGCCGGGCUCGGUGGCUGUCAGACGGCAGGUCUCUGGAGAAGCUGCCGGUGCACAUUGGCCUCCUGGUGGCCGAAGAAGAGCUGAGCUACACGGACACAGCCAACCUGGUGGUGUGGUGUAUGGCCGUGGGGAUCUCCUAUGUCAGCGUCUACGACCAGCACGGAAUCUUCCAGAAGAAUAACUCCCGGGUGUUGGAGGAGAUCGCGAGGCAGCAACAGGAUCUGCUGGGUGUAGACGGCUCCAAGUACAGCGUGGAGUUCCUGAGUAACGGCAUCGACAAACAGCACCAUAACGUGCUAUCAUGCCGUCCAGCGGUGAAGCUGCUGUGUCCUGAUGAUGGGAAGCAGAGCAUCGUGGCCGCGGCCCAGCAGCUGUGUCGCUCUGUGGAGAACAGAGAGAGGAGCUCUAAAGACAUCAGCGUCACUAUGUUGGACUCUCUGCUCAGAGAGUCAAAGAAUGUUCCAGACCCUGAGCUGGUGGUGAAGUUUGGUCCUGUAGACAGCACGCUGGGCUUCCUGCCCUGGCACAUCAGACUCACUGAGUUCAUCUCCCUGCCGUCUCACCAUGGCGUCUCCUAUGAUGACCUGUUCGGGGCACUGCAGAGGUACAGCGCAUGUCAGCAGCGGCUGGGACAGUGACCCAAAGGCUGCCUCGUGUGCGGACAUGUGUGGACGGUUGUGGCCUUCGCUGGAUCCCUGACACACGGACAGACGGACGGACGGGAAACAGCCGAGCUCUGUCUGAUAAUGAGCUGACAUUCCAGCAGCAGACGGAGACACUUGGAGCUCUGUUUGUCCCUCACAGCGUCCCGUUUGUCCCACACGCUCCAGCUGCUAUUUCCUGUCCAGGACAUUUACUCUCUCAUCACAACAAAGGACUCACAGACGGCGCCGUGUUCAGUAAAGACUCACGGACAGUGCCGUGUGCAGAUGACGGCUGCUCUGAGCUGGGACAGAGAUUGAACCCUGUAAAUAUGAGGAGGAGACAUUUCUGUGGCUCUGUGCUGGUCUCCAUGGCCUCUGGCUUCCAGUCAUGUGUUCAUGUGUUCAUGUGUUCAUGUGUGGUGUAGCUGCAGACGUCCUGUGAGGCUCAACGAGCUCUGAAAUAAACGGAUGCACUGUC